Messenger RNA from Poecilia latipinna (sailfin molly), 3440 nucleotides. It is a transcript of the gene panx2, whose product is annotated as pannexin 2. NCBI's taxonomy places the organism in Eukaryota, Metazoa, Chordata, Actinopteri, Cyprinodontiformes, Poeciliidae. The coding region runs from base 1011 to 2990 and encodes 659 amino acids. Gene Ontology annotation, cellular component: plasma membrane. Gene Ontology annotation, molecular function: wide pore channel activity. The record is from RefSeq and is a predicted model, not a curated record. The transcript has 7 exons. Gene Ontology annotation, biological process: monoatomic cation transport; positive regulation of interleukin-1 production; cell-cell signaling.
AAGAAGACACUGCCGUGCGGUUUGGACCGAAUAAACAGGAGUUGAACCGCACAGCUUGUACUUAGAGAGUCCAUAAUGAUCCAAGUGGAGCGCUAAAUGCUUGUGUUGUACAGAAUACAGCCCUAAAACGUGAUUCAUUUGCAACGCAUUAGCAAAUCUCUAAUAUUUACAGCAAUGUUUUUUUUUUAUUUUUAUUUUUUUAAUAAUAUCGAUUUGCAGAGGAUGAAGUGUGGACGAUUUUGCUGCAAGCCUGUCAACAAACCACAGGGCGCUCGUAAUUCCGCCUCAAACACUCACAGAGCUGAUACGAAGAGCCGCAGAAUCUUUAAUUUGUUAUCUCUUCCCUUGUUUCCGAGGAAGAGGCGGGGAGGGGAGAUGAAGAGAAGAGGGCUGGAGUCACCAGAGGGAGAGGGGAAGGGUGGGGGGAGAAAAGGCGGAACAAACCGGUGAGCUCGGAUACAAGCUGUAGCUUCUCGCCCGCACUGCAGAUUAACUCUUACCGCGCCGGGAAGACGCAGCUGGACUCGAGGUGAAGACCGAUGGACCCCUCUCGGAGACAGCAGUUCGGAUCCCAGCCUGCUGCGCUGAGAUCGGAUUGGGAAAGCUUCUUCCUUCCAAUGCUCACAUAACCACUCUUCAGCCUACAAUUACUCUCCUUGUGGAGCACAAGAGCUCCUCCUAAACUCAGGUCAUUCCUCAAGCUGCCACAUACAGAGCUACUGGACUGCAGCCAGACUCUGUGGGGACGGGACAAAACAAAGGGAUGCACGAGGGACACAUUGACUGAGAGAUGCGCUUCUGACCCUCAGGUCUCCUCUUUUGUAAAAGUUGAGCAAACAUCCCAAAUCACCACUUUCUCACAUAUGUUGACCACGGCUUACGGCGGCCACACAUUUUUGUGUGCGUGUUUGCUUCACAGCGUCUUGGCAAGUACCUAACCACAAGAGGGAGCAUCUGGUCUCGCCUCAUUCGCAGAGGGGAGCUGUAGAGCGCGGCACUUCCGUUUCCGCAUGCAGAACAUCCUCGAUCAAAACUUAGACAUGGCCACAGCGCUGCUCGCGGGCGAGAAGCUGAAGGAGCUCAUCCUGCCGGGCUCCUCUCAGGAUGAGAAGGGUGGGGCACUGGCUGGCCUCAUGGUGCAGCUCAAACUGGAGCUGCCCUUUGAUCGGGUCGUCACUAUAGGGACGGUCAUCAUCCCCAUCCUGCUGGUCACCCUUGUCUUCACAAGAAACUUUGCAGAGGAGUCCAUAUACUGUUAUACACCGCACAACUUCACCCGAGACCAGGCACUUUAUGCGAGAGGCUACUGCUGGACAGAGCUUCGUGAUGCUAUUCCUAAUGUGCAGCCUCAUCUUUGGCCCUCGCUGUUCGAACAUAAAUUCCUGCCCUACGCCCUGCUGGCCUUUGCGGGGAUUAUGUACAUUCCUGCUUUGGGUUGGGAGUUCCUUGCCUCUACACGACUCACCUCAGAGCUCAAUUUCCUGCUUCAAGAGAUUGAUAACUGCUACCACCGAGCCGCCGAGGGCAGAGCCCCAAAGAUCGAGAAGCAGAUUCAGUCCAAAGGACCCGGCAUAACUGAGCGUGAAAGGAGGGAGAUUAUAGAAAAUGCAGAGAAGGAGAAGAGCCCUGAGCAAAAUCUUUUUGAGAAAUAUUUGGAGAGACGAGGCCAAAGUAACUUUUUAGCUAAGAUAUACCUGGCUCGCCAUCUGGCUAUCAUGUGCCUCAGCUCUAUCCCCAUUUCCUACCUGAGUGCGUACUAUGCCCGCCAAAGGCAGAAUGAGUUCACCUGUGCGCUAGGCGAGCCUCCGGAUACCAGCAGCUACCCAGAGCUGAAGCUUAGAGUCAACUGCAAGCUCCCCGCUGUGCAGCUGCAACGCAUCAUGGCUGUGGUGGACUUAGCCCUGCUGUGUACCAUGAACUUCAUCAUCCUGCUUAAUUUGCUGCAUCUGUUUGUGGUGCGCAAGUCUAACUUUGUGUUCGACAAGCUGAAUAAAGUCGGAAUCAAAACAAAGCGACGGUGGCAGAAGUCUCCGUUCUGUGACAUCAACAUUCUGGCUAUGUUCUGCAAUGAGAACAGGGAUCACAUCAAGUCGCUGAACCGACUGGAUUUCAUCACCAACGAGAGCGAUCUGAUGUACGACAACGUUGUCAGGCAGCUGUUGGCUGCACUUGCACAGUCCAAUCACGAUGCUACACCCACUGUGAGGGAGUCUGGGAUACAGACCAUCGAUCCCAACAUGGACCCUUCGGAUCUCAGGGUGGGAGACAUGGCCAUGGAGCCACUGGUCAUCAAACGGCCUCGGAAGAAGAUUAAAUGGAUACCGAGCUCAAACCCUCUCCCUCAGCCGUUCAAAGAACCACACACUUUGACCCGCUUGGAAAACAACACCAAACCUGAAAAGCCUAAACCAGUGAGACGCAAAACCAUGGCAGACAGCCUCAUAGCACCACUGCUGGACAGUAAAGGCACACAACAUCCUGCAGCUAAAGACAUCAGUGGGAUGGAGAAAAAGCACGCACGAAACUUCUCCCUGGACGUCCAUCCAUACAUGCUGACGAAUCGCAAGCCCAAGGUGGAGGCCUCAGUCGUUGAACCGCUACCACCAGAGCACAAUCUGGACACAGUUUACCUUGAAGGCACUCACACUAUUGUCCAUGUGUCUUGUGCAAUGACAGAAACCAAGGUUAUCUCCCCAGUAUCGACCACUGCUGCCUUUCCCACAGCAACUCUGCCCUCCGCCACAUAUGUGAAUGGUGUGAGCCCAAACCCUCCCUCUAGCGAGGAUGCGCUUAGUCCCAAGUCCUCCCCUGCACAAAUAGAGCUUCUGCCCCCAGCGGAGAACCCUGAGCCGCCACUGCUGACCAAAGCCCCCACGCACCAGCUCCUGAGCAUUCAUCACACUCUUUUUGAAGAAGAAGAGGAUGCAGAAAACAGAAGAGGCAGGCUGGAAGAAAGACCUGGGGAGCUCAUUGCUGCUGGAGAAUGUUGAAAAAAAAAAAAUAUCCGAUUUCUAAGCAUACGAUCACGAUCGCUACAAUCUCUUUUUCCAAAAAUCGUCCUUUUCUCCUCAUAGCAACUUCUGUGAUUGGUGGAUUAUGUCGACUGACGGGAUGAAAUUCAACAGCGGGAUGAUAGCACAAUGUGUGGUUGUAGGAAAAAGAGGGAGAAAUGAUGAUAACACGUGUGUAUUUGUCAUAGGAAAUGAUGUCACCUUCAUGCCUCAGGAUGACUGUGUUCAGCUGAUCACCCACCAAUGAAACCAGCAGUGAUAUAUUAUUCAACAGGGUGCUAAAGAGCAGGGUAAAACAGCUAUGCUAAAAAAAAAAGGUACAAGGUGAAAGAAAAAUUAACAAGCUUUUUAAUAUGAAAAACGAGAGACACCUUACAAAUCCAUAUUAAAUAGAAAGACUGCAUUACAGCUUAAAACAAAAACAGUAUG